Molecule: messenger RNA, 687 nt
Organism: Herpailurus yagouaroundi (jaguarundi)
Lineage: Eukaryota; Metazoa; Chordata; Mammalia; Carnivora; Felidae
Gene: EMP1
Product: epithelial membrane protein 1
Exons: 5
Coding region: 196-678 (160 amino acids)
Cellular component (GO): plasma membrane
Source: RefSeq, a predicted model, not a curated record
GUGAAAAGAAACCGCCCAUCACACACCCCAGCACACUAGCCCUGGAAACUUAUAACCUCGGGAGGCAGGUCCCUCCCCACACUGUGGUCACAUACCUUCAGAAGAGCGGACCAGGCAGCCACCAGCUCCUCAGGGCGCCUCCGUCGCUUAGGACCCUCAGAAUUCUCUUCGCUCUUGAAGCAUCAAGAAGCCAAGAUGCUGGUAUUACUAGCUGGUAUCUUUGUGGUCCACAUCGCCACUGUCAUCAUGUUGUUUGUCUCCACCAUUGCCAAUGUCUGGGUGGUUUCAGAUGAUACAAAAACAUCGGUAGGUCUUUGGAAAAAUUGCACGGGUGGCAACUGUGAUGGAGCCCUGUCGUAUGCCAAUGAAGAUGCCCUCAAGGCCGUGCAGGCUUUCAUGAUCCUCUCCAUCAUCUUCUCCGUCAUCUCUCUCGUGGUCUUCGUGUUCCAGCUCUUCACCAUGGAGAAGGGAAACCGCUUCUUCCUCUCGGGGGCCACUAUGCUGGUGUGCUGGCUGUGCAUUAUGGUCGGGGUGUCCAUCUAUACUCAUCAUUAUGCCAGUGGUUACGGAAACCUCUACAUUAAGAGUCACCAUGGCUAUUCCUUCAUCCUGACCUGGAUCUGCUUCUGCUUUAGCUUCAUCAUUGGCAUUCUCUAUCUGGUCCUGAGAAAGAAAUAAGGCUGAACA